Molecule: messenger RNA, 1914 nt
Organism: Penicillium mononematosum
Lineage: Eukaryota; Fungi; Ascomycota; Eurotiomycetes; Eurotiales; Aspergillaceae
Product: putative succinyl-CoA synthetase subunit alpha
Exons: 8
Coding region: 1-1914 (637 amino acids)
Biological process (GO): tricarboxylic acid cycle
Cellular component (GO): succinate-CoA ligase complex (ADP-forming); mitochondrion
Molecular function (GO): succinate-CoA ligase (GDP-forming) activity; succinate-CoA ligase (ADP-forming) activity
Source: RefSeq, a predicted model, not a curated record
AUGGAAUACCGUGUAAUGCUAAUCUCCACCACAGGAAGACAGGCGACUGCCAAUGUCAAGGAGUCUCUUGAAUGGGGCACUAAAAUCGUGGGAGGCGUGAAGCCUGGCGUUGAAGGCGAACACCUAGGCCUACCAGUCUUCCCAUCUGUCAAAGCGGCUCAAGAACGGGCAAAGCCGGAUGCAUCUGCGAUCUAUGUCCCAGGAAAUCAGACCGCAAAAGCCAUCGAAGAAGCCAUCGAAGCGGAGAUUCCACUCGUCGUAGCCGUGGCAGAACACGUGCCGAUCCACGAUAUCCUUCGGAUCCAUUCCAUGCUACAAACGCAAUCCAAGACCCGUCUGGUAGGUGCGAACUGCCCAGGCAUUAUAUCCGCCAUUGGCAAGUGCCGAAUCGGCUUCCAGCCGUUGCCUUGCUUUGCACCGGGCGAUGUCGGCAUUGUGGCUAAGUCUGGGACACUGAGUUAUGAGACUGUUGCGUCGACGACUCGGGCGGGACUUGGUCAGAGUCUUUGUAUCAGUAUGGGCGGGGACGUGCUGGCUGGCACGAACUUUGUCGAUGCUCUCAAUCUCUUUGAGAAUGAUCCUGAUACUCGGGGUAUUAUCUUGGUUGGUGAGAUUGGGGGUACGGCGGAGAUGGAUGCCGCUGAGUGGAUAAAGGAUUAUCGAAGGAGGACUGUGGAUCCCAAGCCCAUUAUGGCGCUUGUUGGGGGGUUUGAAGCACCCCCUGGCCGGAUUAUGGGACAUGCCGGUGCCUGGGCUGCGCCUGGGGAACCAGAUGCGCAAACUAAGUAUCAAGCGCUUGAACGUGCUGGCGCGGUCAUGGUUAACCACCCUGAGAAGUUCGGCGAAGGUAUGAAGGCUUUGUUUGCUAACCAGUCUAGCCGGCCGGGUACAAGUCAAAUAUCCGGUACUAGUUCACAAAAACGUGGCUUUCAUACUAUGAGACGAGUUACGCCAAUCUCGAGACCGACAGCUGGGCACAAGCGUAGUCUGUACAUCAAGCAGUUCCAGGCAUUUGAUAUCCUCAGACAGAAGUCGAUCCCUGUCAAUGAGUCGGCUUCCAGCUCUGAUAGUUCUAUUUCUGUUUCGAUUACAGUCGACAGAACAGCUUUGUCGCCAUGCAUCAUUGCCUCGUCAACUUCCGAGUCUAACCCAGCUCAGUCGCAGAAAUUUCCAUUCCCUUACACUCAGACCGGGUUCGGAAGCUCCAUCAUUGCUGCUGUUGCCUCGCAUUUGGGUCUUCCAGCCUCUGCCCACAAGCAGCUUGCAGGCUUUGUACAAGCCCUUUGGGAAAUUUACAACGAAAAGGAGGCCUUUACGCUGGAGACGCAGAUUGCCAUCUCUGCUGAUGGUACUUUGGAGGUCCACGGUGCACGUUUCGGCUUUGACGAUGCUGCAUUCCGCAGCUCAGGCCGACAGGAAGAUAUCCACAAACUUCGGGAUACAGCCGAAGAGGUUGCGGAGGAGGUUGAAGCCGAAAAGGAUGGAAUUGUUUACGUCAAUAGGUUGGAAGGUGAAGGCAGCAUUGGCACACUUGUCAAUGGAGCCGGCCUUGCCAUGAACACGGUCGACGCUCUUACUAUCCACGGCGGCCACUGCGCGAACUUCCUUGACACUGGUGGCAAGGCUACGUCGGAGACUGUCAAGGCGUCAUUUCGCGUAAUUUGCUCGGACGCGCGCGUCAAAGCUGUCUUCGUCAAUAUUUUUGGCGGACUGACUCGCUGCGAUAUGAUUGCUGAGGGGAUUAUCUUGGCUUUCCGAGAUUUGAAUAUGAAGGUUCCAGUCGUUGUGAGGCUGCGAGGUACAAAUGAGGAACUGGGACAGAAGAUGAUUGCGGAAAGUGGCCUUCCUUUGCAUGCAUUUGAUGGAUUUGAGGAGGCUGCGAAGAAGGUCAUCGCGUUGGCUCAGGGUCAAUAG